UGAAAGCAGAAGCGAGUCCACGUUCAGAGGAAGAGCUCGAUGCACCAGGAAGUGUGUGUGUGUGUGUGUGUGUGUGAAACCUCUAGAAAUCAUUAGCUCGGGUCUGAUGUGUUUGCUCAGGGGUCAAAGUGCAGAGCCGAAGAGCGUCUGGGCCUCUGCCGGAGACUCCUGAAGCUCCUGAAGCUCUGGUGAGGAUGGAGAGCGUGCAGCAGACGAUCUCGAGGGUCUCUCAGGAGCUCGGCUGCAGUCCGACGUCUCUCAGCGUGGCAGAACAUCUGGACCGACACGACGAGCUUCGGCUCCUGCGCCAGGAGUUCCUCGUCCCCAAAAUAUCAGACCUGCCUCUGUCGGAUUUGUCGCUCGUGGACGGUUCUGAAGAUUGUGUUUAUUUCGCUGGGAAUUCACUGGGUCUCCAGCCGAAAAACACCAGAAAAUACAUCGACGAGGAGCUGGAGAAAUGGGCCAAAAUCGGCGUCCAUGGUCAUCUGAAGGGGUCGCGACCUUGGGCCUGGGCUGAGGACACCCUGGAGGAGCUGAUGGCAAAGAUCGUCGGUGCUAAACCCGAGGAAGUGGCUCUGAUGAACGGACUCACAGUCAAUCUGCAUCUUCUGAUGCUUUCCUUCUACAAACCAACUCCAAAACGCUAUAAGAUUCUCCUGGAAGAGAGAGCCUUUCCUUCGGAUCACUACGCUGUCGAAUCUCAGAUUGGGCUGAGAGGACUGGACGUGACCGACAGCAUGCUGGUCGUCGCCCCCAGACAGGGCGAGGACACCAUCAGGACGGAGGAUCUGGCGGCGCUCAUCGAGCGGGAGGGCGACAGCAUCGCUCUGGUCAUGCUCAGCGGCGUUCAGUAUUACACCGGGCAGCUCUUCGACAUGGAGGCCAUCACCAGAGCCGGACACGCCAAGGGGUGUUUGGUAGGGUUUGAUUGUGCACAUGCCGUAGGAAACGCAGAACUGAAGCUUCACGACUGGGACGUGGAUUUUGCGUGCUGGUGCUCUUAUAAGUAUGUGAACUCAGGGGCCGGUGGUCUGGCUGGAGCUUAUAUACAUGAGAAACAUGCUCACAGCGUCAAACCCACUCUGACUGGCUGGUGGGGACACGACCUGAAGACCAGAUUCCUGAUGAACAACGAGAUGGAUCUUCAGCCUGGUGUUAAUGGGUUCCGUCUGUCCAAUCAGCCCAUCUUACUGGUGUGUCCACUACAGGCCAGCCUAGAGAUCUUUAACCGGACGAGUAUGAAGGCUCUGAGGAGGAAGUCUGUGCUGCUGACCGGGUAUCUGGAGCAUCUGAUCAAACACUACUACAGCAAGGACCCAUCGGAGCCCAGCAGACCCUGGGUUCACAUCAUCACGCCCUCUGACCCCGAGCAGAGAGGCUGUCAGCUGUCUCUGUGCUUCUCCUGUCCAAUCAGAGCCGUGUUUCAGGAGCUGGAGAAGAGAGGAGUCGCUUGUGACAUGCGAGAGCCCGAUGUGUUGCGUGUGGCUCCGGUGCCGCUCUACAACUCCUUCACCGACGUCCACCGCUUCAUGAGCGCUCUGGGAUCAGCUCUAAACGCCCGACACUGACCCCGGACCUGUCUGCUCGACCACCAUCAUCAUUACAGACCAGUCAAGAUUAUAUGCGCUUGUUCGCAAAAUAGCCAAUAAAUGUUUUCCUGCACAUCAGCCGAGGGACUGAUUUUGUGCCAAACAUCUGAA
Molecule: messenger RNA, 1700 nt
Organism: Puntigrus tetrazona (Sumatra barb)
Lineage: Eukaryota; Metazoa; Chordata; Actinopteri; Cypriniformes; Cyprinidae
Gene: kynu
Product: kynureninase
Exons: 13
Coding region: 195-1568 (457 amino acids)
Biological process (GO): NAD+ biosynthetic process
Cellular component (GO): cytoplasm
Molecular function (GO): kynureninase activity; pyridoxal phosphate binding
Source: RefSeq, a predicted model, not a curated record